This is a messenger RNA of Aspergillus bombycis, 1461 nucleotides long. RefSeq lists its product as uncharacterized. Bases 1 to 1461 code for a protein of 486 amino acids. The record is from RefSeq and is a predicted model, not a curated record. Lineage: Eukaryota; Fungi; Ascomycota; Eurotiomycetes; Eurotiales; Aspergillaceae. The transcript has 2 exons.
AUGGCGGAAUUUGGUCCAUCUAAAUACUCGGGCUUCCCUUCAGUGAGCUCAGAGCCUGACAGGGAGCGACGAGCUCCAUCAGGCCCAACACCUUUGGACUUCCCAGCGUAUAAGCUCCCUGAUGCCACAGAUGAUGAUCCGGAGGCGUCUUUGCGGCAAGUUCAUGAUAUUCUAGCGUCCAUCAGAAGGCCACAAGAUAUCACACUCGACAAGUUCAAAGCCCUCAAUUUGAAGGUGGAAACAGGUCUCUCUGCUUCAUGUAUUGUCCGUAAGGAUGGGCCCGAUUUUUUUCCUCCUCUGCCUUGGGAAGAUACGUCACCCAAUUCGUCCCCGUUGACCGAAGAUGGUUCCCCGAUCUUGAUGGAGAAUGGGAAUUCCUACCCACCAAAAGAGCGAUUUGAUGUGCUGAAGGAGGAACUACUUCUGGAAAAUGACGAUGCGUUUCGAGAGGUGGCACGGUUACCUCCGCGCGAGGGACGUCAAAGGGUCCGGGUGACCCAUGCGCGAAAAUUCUGGACGGGGCUAGAGCGAAUGGCACAGUACUGGGACACGAGCUUGGAUAACUAUUUUGAACGUCCUGCAACUCCCAACCAGGCGGCCGAAGGCGAGUCCGGAGACAGAAUGCAGACGGACAAUGAACCGUCACCCUGCAAGACUCAGCAAAAUCCGGAGACUCAGAUGGACAUUGACCACCCACUAAAUGCAGCAGCUCCUGAAAACAAUGUUCCUAGCGAGAGGGAUGGUGAGCCUGAAUUAGUAGCAAUGUACACGGGCCGUCGUAUUGGCGCUGGUCAUGAAAUGCCAGAGGAUAUUCGGGAAGAAACGAUUAGGGCAUUGACCGAAAUGGCGGCCUGGCCUUUUGGGUGCCAAGUGGCCCUUCCCAUGCUGCCUCCGAGACUAUCCCUCCGAACAUUGUUAUUCCCUGUUCGCCAGACGUUUGCGGCUGCUCGAUCGCCUAAAGAUCGGCAGCUAGCACGAAGUGGUGUCAUGGAAGGACCCGUCUUUUCCGCCCAGUGCCGACCUGAAACGUGCUUCCGGGCGCCUGGGGACGUUCCUGGCACUGGAUUUGGGGAGGUAUGUGAUUUGUUACGUGAGGUUGGUGGCAUGCUUCUAGCCGCCCAAGAACGAGCACGUCAAGGAAUGACAGAAGUGAGACCUGGCGAGGGAAAAUGGUGGACAGCGACGCCGCGAUGGGGUGGUGCACCCAAUGAUGCAGUGGGUGAUAGUGGCAAUUUUACCAAUGGUGAGGAAAAGCCGGUGUCGGAAAAUGGGAGUUCUCGCAAGCGCUCUAAAUACGAACAUCCCUUCUUAGCAUCCCGUCGACCUGGGUCCUCAAAGAAGUUGAGUAACAGCGAAAAGUGGAAAAUUGUUCAGCCAGGCCCUGGUCUUUGGGACAAGCGAAUGAGAUAUAUACAGAUCGGGAAGGGCCCAGACAACCCAUUUGAUGAUGUCAGUAGUUAA